This is a messenger RNA of Naegleria lovaniensis, 759 nucleotides long. RefSeq lists its product as uncharacterized. Bases 1 to 759 code for a protein of 252 amino acids. The record is from RefSeq and is a predicted model, not a curated record. The transcript is spliced from 3 exons. Gene Ontology annotation, biological process: RNA metabolic process. Gene Ontology annotation, molecular function: single-stranded DNA binding; sequence-specific DNA binding; RNA binding. Gene Ontology annotation, cellular component: cytoplasm; nucleus. Lineage: Eukaryota; Heterolobosea; Eutetramitea; Acrasida; Naegleriidae.
AUGGAACAAAUUUUCCAACAAACAAAAGAUUACUUUGAAGAAUUGGAAUCUAUCAAGGAAAAGAUCCAAAGUACAAUCAAAGAAAUAGAUGAGCCUCUUGCGAUCUUACAAGGCUUACUUCAAAAAAUUCAUCAAAACAAGCCAAACUUCUCGGAUCAUGUGAAAGAAAUUUGCACAUUGGCAGACCCAUAUAUUGCCAAGUGUGCAGAAAGUUUGGCCAAGUUAUCUGCUUGUAUUCCAGUCGGAGGAUAUUAUAAAUAUUAUAAUAUGUGGCAAUAUAGAUUAUCAAACCUUUGUUCAGUGAUUGCUUUGAAACAUUUCAUUACCAAAGAUAUGGAAAACAACAUGGAUCAUGCUCUCAUUACCAAGGAUGAAACUGAACAGUUGUUAGGAAUUGAUAAAUUGGAAAAUUUCCAUCUUCCAUUAGAGGAUUAUUUAUAUGGAUUGUGCAAUUUAUUUUCUGAGCUGAAUAGAUAUAGCGUAAAUUGUGUCAUUCGAUUGGAUUUUGCAAAGCCAUUCAUCAUUAAAGAUUUUCUCACUCAGAUCUAUGAUGGAUUUAAAUUAUUGAACUUGAAGAAUGAUUCAUUACGAAAGAGAUUUGAUGCCAUCAAAUAUGACGUGAAAAAGUGUGAAGAAAUAAUUUAUGACCUGUCCAUUCGAGGUCUCAAUCCUCAGGGCAAACCCGUGAAUCUUUCAGUUAAUCCAAUUGUGAGCAAUUUGGAUGAAAACCAAAGAGAUGAAAUGCAACAAGAUUUGUAA